ACUAGACCCGGGCGCCCCGCGCGCCCCGCCCCGCCUGACUCCGAGUGGCCGCGGCGCGGGGAGCCCACGAGCCCAGUUUGUCUCCACCGCGCCGCGUGCGCCCCGGAUCGCUCGGGGCGUCCCGGCAGCCGGGCCGGCGGGCCAUGGGCGCACACCCGCUCCGGGUGCCGCCACCUCUGGUGCUGCUGCUGCUGCUGCUGCUGCUGCCAGUGGCCAGCGGCUCCGAGGCCGAGCACCGUCUGUUUGAGCGGCUGUUUGAAGAUUACAAUGAGAUCAUCCGGCCUGUGGCCAACGUGUCUGACCCCGUCAUCAUCCAGUUUGAGGUGUCCAUGUCUCAGCUAGUGAAGGUGGAUGAAGUAAACCAGAUCAUGGAGACCAACCUGUGGCUCAAGCAAAUCUGGAAUGACUACAAGCUGAAGUGGAACCCCUCUGACUACGACGGGGCGGAGUUUAUGCGUGUCCCUGCCCAGAAGAUCUGGAAGCCAGACAUCGUGCUGUACAACAAUGCAGUUGGGGAUUUCCAGGUGGACGACAAGACCAAAGCGCUGCUCAAGUACACAGGGGAAGUGACUUGGAUCCCUCCAGCCAUCUUUAAGAGCUCGUGCAAAAUCGACGUGACCUACUUCCCGUUCGAUUACCAGAACUGCACCAUGAAGUUCGGGUCCUGGUCCUACGACAAGGCGAAGAUCGACCUGGUGCUCAUCGGCUCCUCCGUGAACCUCAAGGACUACUGGGAGAGCGGCGAGUGGGCCAUCAUCCGGGCGCCGGGCUACAAGCACGACAUCAAGUACAACUGCUGCGAGGAGAUCUACCCCGACAUCACGUACUCGCUGUACAUCCGGCGCCUGCCUCUCUUCUACACCGUCAACCUCAUCAUCCCCUGCCUGCUCAUCUCCUGCCUCACCGUGCUCGUCUUCUACCUGCCGUCCGACUGCGGCGAGAAGGUCACGCUCUGCAUCUCGGUCCUCCUCUCCCUGACCGUCUUCCUCCUGGUGAUUACCGAGACCAUCCCGUCCACGUCGCUGGUCAUCCCCCUGAUUGGCGAGUACCUCCUGUUCACCAUGAUUUUUGUCACCUUGUCCAUCGUCAUCACCGUCUUUGUACUCAACGUGCACUACAGAACCCCGACCACGCACACGAUGCCCACGUGGGUGAAGACCGUAUUCUUGAACUUGCUCCCUAGGAUCAUGUUCAUGACCAGGCCGGCCAGCAGCGAGGGCGAUGGUCAGAGGCCAAGACCCCUGCACAGCGCCGAGCUUGCCAGCCUGAGCUGCUUCGGCCGCACGGAGCCCAAAGGCUGCAAGGAGGGCCACCCCUGCCAAGACGGGACGUGCGGCCACUGCCACCACCGCAGGGUGAAAAUCUCAAACUUCAGUGCCAACCUCACGAGAAGCUCCAGUUCCGAAUCUGUCGACGCCAUGCUGUCCCUCUCUACUCUGUCACCGGAAAUCAAAGAAGCCAUCCAAAGCGUCAAGUACAUUGCCGAAAAUAUGAAAGCACAAAAUGAAGCCAAAGAGAUUCAAGAUGACUGGAAGUAUGUUGCCAUGGUGAUUGAUCGUAUUUUUCUGUGGGUUUUCAUCCUGGUGUGCAUUUUAGGGACAGCUGGAUUGUUUCUGCAGCCCUUGAUGGCCAGGGAUGAUGCCUAAGCACUGACUGUGCAUCCGUCUGAGGCAAAUUGGGGGAGGGGGAGCUCUUCCUUUUCUUAAUCGUGAUAAAACAUACUUAACAUAAAAUUUACCAUUUUAACCAUUUUUACAUACACAGUUCAGUGGUGUUAAAUAUUCCUAUUGCUGUGCAACUAUCAUCAUCCAUCUUCAUAACUCUUUGAAUCUUGCAAAACAAACUGUGUAUCAACUAAACAGUAACUCACCUUUCUCCCCUCCCUCCGGCCCUGGCAACGCCAAUCCACGUUCUGUCUCUGAGUUUGGCUACUCUAGGGACCUCAUCUGAGUGGAAGCACCCAGUGUUUAUUAUUUUGUGACUACUUGUUUCACUUAGCAUGUCCUCAGAGUUCGUCCAUGUUGUAGUAUACUGCAGAAUUUCCUUCCUUUUUAAGGCUGAGUAAUAUUCCACUGUCUAUACAGACCAUAUUUUGCUAUCCAUUCAUCUACAGAUGGACACUUGAGUUGUUCCCAUGUUUCAACUUUUAUGGCAAACACUACUACGAACGCGGGGAUACAAAUAUCUCUUUGAGACUUUGCUUUUACUUCUUUGGGACAUAUACCCAGAAGUGGAGUUGCUGGAUCAUAUGGUAAUGCUAUUUUAACUUUCUGAGGAACCACCAUGUUUUCCACCACGGCUGUACCAUUUUACAGUGCACGAGGGUUCUAGUUUCUUCACAUUCUUAUUAACACUUUUCUGAUUAUCUGACAAUAGCCAUCCUCAUGGGGUGAGGUGUUAUCUCGUUGCAGUUUUGAUUUGGAUUUCUCUAAUGAUUAGUGAUGUCGAGCAUCUUUCAUGUGCUUAUUGGCAUGUGUAUAUCUUCUUUUGAGAAAUGUCUGUUCAAGUCAUCUGCCCAUUUUUGAACUGUGUUUUUGAUGUUGUUAAGUUUUAGUUCUAUUUCCUGGGUUUUAUUCCCUUACAGAUAUACGAUUUGCAAAUGCUUUCUUCCCUUCUGCGGGUUGCCUUUUUACUAUAACAGAGUACAUCAAAAUAGUAUCUUUUGAUGUACAGAAUUUUUAAAUUUUCAUGAAAUCUAAGCUGUCUAUUUUUUCUUUUUUAUAUGUGCCUUUUGUGUUAUAUCCAAGAAUCAUUGCCAUAUCCAAUAUCACAAAGCAUUUAUCCUGUUUUCUGAUAGGAGUUUUAUUGUUUUAGGCUCUUUCUUAAUGGUAACACACUUUCUAUCAUCAAGCUGCUGGCUUUGUAUUUUGGCACUUCAAGGUUUACUUGUUAUCCGGUUGUCUUGAUUUUUGUCCAGAAAGAUUCAUGCAAGAAAAAUGUCAAGAGUAUUUAUUAUGGAUAAAUGAACAUUUAACCAGCCUUUAUGGUAAGGUAAAGAAAUGUCAAAAUAGAAUUCUUCUCCAGUGACAAGUAGUAUGCCGUGCACAUGUAAAAAGCGGCUAAAUAUGAAAACCGUUUCCCUUUUUUCCAGUGGUUGAAACAUAACCAGAUAGAAAAACUUGCUGUUCAGAAAUGUGAAAAUCGUUUGGUUCAGUAUCACGACAUAUUUCAGUGGUUUUUCUUAUUUCGCCCAUAAUCGCCGUGACAUUUUAUACGGUUUCGGCAAUACCCCGCUGCUACCGUUUCCUACCAUGCACUUCUUAGUCUUUACUGCUUUUCAGGGGAGUCUAAGGACCAUGUCGCCAUUGUAAAAGGCCUAACUGCUUCAUUUCGCACAAUUCUCAAUUACUAUGCUACGAGAAAGUAUGCCUAGUCACACGUGUCAUUAAAUGCACCUUUAGAACAGGGAUGUUCUGAGCCGGAUGAUUCUGUGUUGUGGGGUAAUGUCCUGUACAUUGUAGGAUCUUUAGCAGCACCCUAGCCUCGACCACGAGAUGCCAGUAACAUUCCCCCAUCCCUUGCCAGUCGUGACAACCAAACAUGUCUCCAAAAAUUAUUAAAUGUCUCCUCAGGGGCAAAAUCGCCCCUGCUUGAGACAAGUUAUCAAGAGUAUCCCAUUACAUUUCUGAAAGUGAAUGAUACUGGCAAAGGGAAGAUCCGUAUAAGAUUUAUUUACUUAUGAAAAUUUUAAGUAACAGUAAUGGAGACAUAAGAGGGAUUAGGGAUGUAACAUGCUAUGAAAGCUAACAGGCAACUUAAAUACACCGAACCAGACUUUCACUCAUUCAAUGGCACUAAACACCUGCCUGCAAUAAAAUGCAAAUAAGACAAGAUGCCCCCCCCACCCCCGCCUUCCAAAGAGCACUGACUUGCACUCAGACGGGGUUACAUACUAUAAAUAAAUGAGGCAUCUGUUCUCUCAAGAGCUCAGAGUUCUAAACAGAAUGCAAGAGUUCUAUUGGCAUUUUCUUCCUGGUCAUAGCUGAAUCAGAGACCUUUAGAGAUGAGAUUUAACUCGUUUACCUGUGAUACAUGAUACUGUACUGAACGAGUAGUAAUAGUCUAAGAUUAAUUGUUGGAAUAAAAUAAAUAAAAUUGAAACAUUAUGUAAAACGUUUGUAUGUAAAAUGAUGUGCUUAUAUCCAGUUAAAAUACUAUCUUUAACCUCGAAGAUGGUUUUCUCACAGAACGAUCUAGCGCUAUCUAUCGACAUGUUUUUAAAACGGGAUUCGCUUAAUUGUCACGGACUCUUUGAAGAUCAAGGAUAAAGAGACGCUACUAUAAUUUAUAUAGAAGAUGGUUCUAUUAAUUGUGAAAAAUGUGGACAAGGGGAUUGAAAUUAACUUUAAGGAGAUGCUACUGCAUGCCCACAGGGGUUGUCUGUUGCAUGAUUUCACAAUGGGAUGUAAGCUACAAAAAUAAUAUAAUAAUUGUUCAGUUUAAGCAUCUGAAGAUUAAAGAAAGCCUUAAAAGA
This is a messenger RNA of Pteropus alecto (black flying fox), 4474 nucleotides long. It is a transcript of the gene CHRNA3, whose product is annotated as cholinergic receptor nicotinic alpha 3 subunit. Bases 144 to 1646 code for a protein of 500 amino acids. Gene Ontology annotation, biological process: monoatomic ion transmembrane transport; chemical synaptic transmission; regulation of membrane potential. Gene Ontology annotation, molecular function: acetylcholine-gated monoatomic cation-selective channel activity; transmembrane signaling receptor activity. NCBI's taxonomy places the organism in Eukaryota, Metazoa, Chordata, Mammalia, Chiroptera, Pteropodidae. Gene Ontology annotation, cellular component: postsynaptic membrane; neuron projection; synapse. The record is from RefSeq and is a predicted model, not a curated record. The transcript has 6 exons.